AGGCUGAGCCUGGGGUUCAGUGCAGGUGUGCAUGGGCCAGAGGGUUGCUUGUACCAGGGUAUGCAGAGGAAGAGUGCAAGGAAGGGUGCAGGGGAGAGGGUAUAAGAAGGGUGUACAGAGAAGGGGUGAAAAGAGAGGGUGCAGGGGAGGGUGUGCAGGGGAGAGAAUGCAAGAACAGAGGAGGGCUGCAGGGGAAGAGGGUGCAGAGGAAGGUGGUGGGAGAGGUGCAGGGGGACAUGUGCAAGGGAGUGUACCUGAUGCUUGCUGUGUUUAUAUCCUGACACUGUGACCUCAACUUCCAGAAGGGUCUGAGGCUGCCCUUGCAGGGUUCCAGGUCUGAGUUGGGGAGUGGGGGAAUUGAGAGACCACUGCAGGUGGUUGCACAGGGGAGUGUCUCUUACAGCCCCUUAAUGGGCAGUUCUCCUGCUUCAAAGACUUUCCUAGGGCUGUCUUCUACCCCAAAGGGUUUCUGGAAGGACCCCUUACUAGUGCCCCAGGGAGCAUGCCUGAGGCUCUAUCAGUUCCCCAGGAAAUGUCAGCUCAGCCAAGUUCACUGUGCCUCCCCCUGUGCAAAAGGAACAGUUACUGUUUAACUCCCUACCAAAGCCCCUGGGGCCCAAUCCCUGAGGUCCCCUCCCAAUGUGUCCACCCAGCAGGGACAAUAAGAAGUUCCCAUGGGAGAAGCAGGGUGAACCUAGAGUACCCAGGAAGGAGAGGACCCUCAGGGCCCCAGGCACCUCCUUUUGCAGCCACAUCACUGCAGAGUUCUAUAGGUCACAAGAGACAUCAGGGCUGGGAAUCAUCUUGGGCCCUGUGUAGAAGCAUCACCUCUUGGUGGGUAUGGACUUCCCAUGGAGAACUGGACAGAACAAUGUAGACAAAAGCCUCUGGGUUUGGACGUGACAAGUCAGGUUACAAAGAGGGCACGGCACAAGGAUCCAGAAGAAGGGAUGGCUGUUAGGCCCUUCAGAGUGGCCUCUGUCUCAGCCUGGCCCUGUUUACCCCUCCUACCUCCAGGACCUCAGGGCAUAGUUGAGCUCAGGGUGUCUGUAGGUGUCCCCAAUCUGCAUGCAUGUGUGGAUUCGUGACCGAACUGAGAACAAAACCCCACAGUUGGGAGCAAGUGUGGGCCAGAGCCAGGCAACUAGGCACCUGCCCUGCAAUGGGGGGCACAUUGCUUAUGCCCUGCCCCCAGGGCCUGCCUGUCGUAGGCACUGCAGCAUGGACACUGCAGCACCCACCCUCAUGUGAUAGCCCAACUGCAGGAGACAGUCAGGAGUGAGACCAAUGGCCACCUUAUGAGAUGGGUCCUCCUGGUGCAUGUCCACUGCGCCCCUGACAUCAUGGUGGCCCCAGGGUGCCCUGAGAUCCUGGAGGCAGAAGCGGUAAACAGGGACAGGCUGAGACAGAGGGUUGUCCUGCACCCCGGGGCCCACAUGAGGUGAUCCCCAUUCUGGUCUUGUGUAAGGGGCUUGAGGCAACAUCAAGCUGGUUCCUGGAAGUUCCACUGGUGGCUGUGAGGCUGGUAGGGUGGCAUCUGGUGCAGGGCCAGUGCUCCCUGAGGCCAACAGUUACUGGUUAACUCAUCCUGUUCCUGUUUAACUUGUUCCCUGUGGAUGGCGGCAGCCUCUGACCCAUCCAGGUGCUGUGCCCUGUCCAACUGACCACAAGGACAGAGAGGUGUCCUGCCAGCCCUUGGUGAACUAGUCUGCUCUGCAAAAGAGCCCUGUGGAGCUGGGGUGGCACCAGUCCCCAGCCUUCUGAAGGAGGCCCUGGUCAGAGCCAUGGCAGGUGUCUGUGACAGGGCCCCUGACUUCCUCUCCCCCUCUGAAGAUCAGGUCCUGAGGACUGCCCUGGGCAGUGCUGUUGUUCUGAACUGUACAGCUUGGGUGGUCUCUGGACCCCACUGCCCCCUGCCCUCAGUGCAGUGGCUGAAAGACAGGCUUCCACUGGGCAAUGGAAGCCACUAUGGCCUUCACAGGGACUCCUGGGUCAAUUCUAACUUGUCUGAGAUGCUCGUGUCCAGUGUUCUGGGGGUCAACUUGACCAGUACAGAGGACUACGGAGCUUUUGCCUGUUCCAUCCAGAACGUCAGCUCCGCCUCCUUUACUCUGCGAAGAACUGGUGAUGAGGGUCCUGGGGGUGGGGUGGGGGUCUCGGAGUCCAGGGAUCUGAGGCUGGAUGGUGCUAGGGGCAGUGGCUCAGGCAAUCUCCCGGCCCCCAUAGACUCAGCAGGCCACGUAGCAGCCGUGGUGGCCUCUGUCCUGGUCCUGCUGACUUUGCUACUGGCCGCAAUACUCUACAUCAAGUGCCGCCUCAACGUGCUGCUCUGGUACCAGGAUACGCACGGGGAGGUGGAGAUGAACGACGGGAAGCUCUACGAUGCCUACGUCUCCUAUAGCGACUGCCCAGAGGAUCGCAAGUUCGUAAAUUUCAUCCUGAAGCCGCAACUGGAGCGGCGUCGGGGCUACAAGCUCUUCCUGGACGAUCGCGACCUGCUACCGCGCGCAGAGCCUUCAGCGGACCUGCUAGUCAACCUGAGCCGCUGCCGGCGCCUCAUUGUGGUGCUGUCGGACGCCUUCCUUGGCCGGGCCUGGUGUAGCCACAGCUUCCGGGAGGGCCUCUGCCGGCUGCUGGAGCUCACACGCAGACCCAUCUUCAUCACCUUCGAGGGACAGAGGCGCGACCCCGCGCACCCCGCGCUCCACCUGCUGCGCCAGCACCGCCACCUCGUGACUUUGCUGCUCUGGCGGCCCGGCUCCGUGACGCCUUCCUCCGAUUUUUGGAAAGAGUUGCAACUAGCGCUGCCACGAAAGGUGCGGUACAGGCCAGUAGAGGGAGACCCCCAGACUCGGCUGCAGGACGACAAGGAUCCCAUGCUAAUAGUUCGGGGCUGUGUCCGGGAAGGCCGGGCCUUGGACCUGGAACUGGACCUUGACCCUGAAGGAGACCUGGGUGUCCGAGUACCUGUCUUUGGGGAGCCAUCAGUUCCACCACAUGCAAGUGGGGUCUCACUGGGAGAGGGCAGGGGCAGCGAAGUGGACGUCUCAGACCUGGGCUCCCGAAACUACAGUGCUCGCACGGACUUCUACUGCCUGGUGUCUGAGGAGGAUGUGUAGCCCUCAUCCCACCUUGGGUCACAGCAUUACCAGGGACAUAUGGGGGCUGAGGCAAGUGGGUCAUGUCUGUGAUAGGAUGGGCCAGGACCACAGCCUGUAGCCUGGUCUCUCAGGAAGGGGAGUGGCCUGAGGUUCCUCCCAGUGCCAGAAAAUAAAGUUGUCUUGGAUUCUG
Messenger RNA from Otolemur garnettii (small-eared galago), 3291 nucleotides. It is a transcript of the gene SIGIRR, whose product is annotated as single Ig and TIR domain containing. Gene Ontology annotation, biological process: signal transduction. NCBI's taxonomy places the organism in Eukaryota, Metazoa, Chordata, Mammalia, Primates, Galagidae. The transcript has 8 exons. The coding region runs from base 1785 to 3119 and encodes 444 amino acids. The record is from RefSeq and is a predicted model, not a curated record.